Messenger RNA from Budorcas taxicolor (takin), 3187 nucleotides. RefSeq names its product staufen double-stranded RNA binding protein 2 (gene STAU2). The coding region runs from base 262 to 2199 and encodes 645 amino acids. NCBI's taxonomy places the organism in Eukaryota, Metazoa, Chordata, Mammalia, Artiodactyla, Bovidae. The record is from RefSeq and is a predicted model, not a curated record. The transcript is spliced from 19 exons.
GUCGUUUGCAAAGUGUCCCCGGCGAGAAGUUUUUGGAGCCGUGAGGGAUACAGCACUUUGGUCAAUAUUGUUUUAACAUGCUUCAGAUAAAUCAGAAAUAAUCACUGCUAACAUUUUGGGGUGUAUACUUCUAAAUUUUUUUCUAUGCAGAUAUAUGGGGUUUUUCCACCUUCUGGCUAUUGAUGAGCCCCUUCCAGUAGCAGGGAAUAGGGAGAGGGGAGCCAGCAGAGAGACAUAGACAAGUCAUUUUCUGUACCUGUGAUGGACACGGAUUCUUCUAUGGAGAGACUUGCCUUGGCAGCUUCUCUCCAAGAUAAAAUGGCAAACCCCAAAGAGAAAACUCCAAUGUGUCUGGUAAAUGAGUUAGCCCGUUUCAAUAGAGUCCAACCCCAGUAUAAACUUCUGAAAGAAAGAGGGCCUGCUCAUUCGAAGAUGUUCUCAGUGCAACUGAGUCUUGGGGAGCAGACAUGGGAAUCCGAAGGGAGCAGUAUAAAGAAGGCCCAGCAAGCCGUCGCUAACAAAGCUUUGACGGAAUCCACGCUCCCCAAACCAGUUCAGAAGCCGCCCAAGAGCAAUGUUAAUAAUAACCCAGGUAGUAUCACUCCAACUGUGGAACUGAAUGGGCUUGCUAUGAAAAGGGGAGAGCCUGCCAUCUACAGGCCAUUAGACCCAAAGCCUUUCCCCAAUUAUAGAGCUAAUUACAACUUUCGGGGCAUGUACAAUCAGAGGUAUCAUUGCCCAGUGCCCAAGAUCUUUUACGUUCAGCUGACUGUAGGAAAUAAUGAAUUUUUUGGGGAAGGGAAGACUCGACAAGCCGCUAGACACAAUGCCGCGAUGAAAGCCCUUCAAGCACUGCAGAAUGAACCUAUUCCAGAAAAAUCAGCUCAGAAUUGCGAAUCAGGAAAAGAAAUGGAUGAUGACAAAGAUGCAAAUAAGUCUGAGAUCAGCUUAGUGUUUGAAAUUGCUCUGAAGAGAAAUAUGCCCGUCAGUUUUGAGGUUAUUAAAGAAAGUGGACCACCACACAUGAAAAGCUUUGUGACCCGGGUGUCAGUGGGAGAGUUCUCCGCUGAAGGAGAGGGAAAUAGCAAAAAACUCUCCAAGAAGCGCGCUGCAACCACUGUGCUACAGGAGCUUAAGAAACUUCCACCUCUGCCUGUGGUUGAAAAGCCAAAACUAUUUUUUAAAAAACGCCCUAAAACAAUAGUAAAGGCUGGACCAGAAUAUGGUCAAGGAAUGAACCCCAUUAGCCGCCUGGCUCAGAUUCAACAGGCCAAAAAGGAAAAGGAGCCAGAUUACGUUUUGCUUUCAGAAAGAGGAAUGCCUCGACGCCGGGAAUUUGUGAUGCAAGUCAAGGUAGGGAAUGAAGUUGCUACUGGAACAGGACCUAAUAAAAAGAUAGCCAAAAAAAAUGCUGCGGAAGCUAUGCUGUUACAACUUGGUUAUAAAGCAUCCACUAGUCUUCAAGAUCAGCUUGACAAGACAGGGGAAAACAAAGGAUGGAGUGGUCCAAAGGCUGGGUUUCCUGAACCAACAAAUAACACUCCAAAAGGAAUUCUUCAUUUGUCUCCUGAUGUUUAUCAAGAGAUGGAAGCCAGCCGCCACAAAGUAAUCUCUGGCACGACUCUAGGCUAUUUGUCACCCAAAGAUAUGAACCAACCCUCGAGCUCUUUCUUCAGUAUAUCUCCCACAUCGAGUAGUUCAGCUACAAUUGCCAGGGAACUCCUUAUGAACGGAACAUCUUCUACAGCUGAAGCCAUAGGUUUAAAAGGAAGUUCUCCUACUCCCCCUUGUUCUCCAGUACAACCUUCAAAACAGCUGGAAUAUUUAGCAAGGAUUCAAGGCUUUCAGGUGCACUACUGUGAUAGACAGAGUGGCAAAGAGCAUGUGACCUGUCUGACAUUAGCCCCUGUGCAGAUGACCUUCCAUGCUAUUGGAAGCUCCAUUGAAGCCAGCCAUGACCAGCAUCCUGAUACCCAUCUACAGAAGGUCCGUUCAUCCUCACGAGUUCCACCUCAGGCAGCUUUAAGUGCCUUGAAACAAUUUUCUGAACAAGGACUGGAUUCAAUGGAAGGGGCAAUGAAUAUUGAAAAAGGUUCUCUUGAAAAACAAGCCCAGCAUCUGGGAGAGAAAGCGAACAAUAACCAGACACACCCGGGCUCCAUCGCUCAGGACUGCAAGAAAUCAAGGUCGGUCAUCUAGCAGCUCCCAUAACCGCGCUGCCACCGCAUCCUUAUAAACCUGUCAGCACGCAUGAGGGUGUCUGUGUUCAAGGAAAUGAAUGACUAAUACCAUGAUUUGAGUCUUAUGUGAAGACAACACUAUUCUAACACAAGAGAUAAUAGACAUAGGACUGUUUAUUCAACUGGGGGAAAAUAAAACUUUGAGCAUUUCCCUUGGAACUUGAGAUCAGAUCAUAACUCAUUUGCCCAGAGGCAGCAGAAAUCCGAUCCUGCUACUGGAGCUUAAAAUAACAAUUAAUGAAAAGUGUUAGAGAAAUUGGGUUUGGUUUUUCAAUGAUGAAUAGAGAAAUUGGGUUUGGUUCUGUUGUUAGGAUUGUUUUCUCGUGGCGCUUGUGUUCUCUCUCAUUUUAAAUAAUGCCUGACGAUUCCAAGAUUAACCAACGAUGUGCUGUGCAAUGUGAUGGUCGUUGUCUUCAAAUAGAGUCACCCCAGUUUCUCUUUCAAUGCAGAUAUUUGUAAGCUUCAUCCUAUAUCAGUAUGCAUAACUUCAGGGUGCACCACUCAAAGAUGUAUGCCAACAAACAUGGUGGAAAUCAGGUCAGACUUGUGAUUACGCAUAGGAAAUAAGGGUAGGAACAACUGGUUUCAAUAGACGCCAGGAAUUCAGAAAGAAAACAAAAACCAGUUGUGGGUUUUGAACUCCAUCAUCCUAUUAACCACUGGGGAGGCGUCUUGCCUCUCCAGCCAUUUAUGUGGAUUCCACGCUCGUGGUGGACAUCGCUCCCACCCCAUCCAUGUGUUGUAAGCCGCUCACUGUUUGCAUCCAAAGUGUUCUUUGAUAACUGCCUCUGCACUUGGGUCACGGAGUGGGAUCAAAAGCAGUCAUGUACAUGGUGGGGAAGGAAAGCCAGUCAGAGGAUCCACAGAGGUCUUGCCAGCCAUGCUCUGGACCAGCAUGUUGGAAUCCAGGGUGAAGACAACGCAGUAAAAAAAAAAAACGUGGUCGA